Messenger RNA from Leptidea sinapis, 2223 nucleotides. Its product is annotated as nose resistant to fluoxetine protein 6-like. The coding region runs from base 69 to 2090 and encodes 673 amino acids. The record is from RefSeq and is a predicted model, not a curated record. The transcript is spliced from 13 exons. Gene Ontology annotation, molecular function: acyltransferase activity, transferring groups other than amino-acyl groups. NCBI's taxonomy places the organism in Eukaryota, Metazoa, Arthropoda, Insecta, Lepidoptera, Pieridae.
UGGAAAUUGUAAUAAGGCCAAUCGACAAACAGUAGCAGAGAGCGCGUGUCGUGCUAAUUAAUUUAAAAAUGGAUCUCAUAACCGUGAACCCGGCGAAUGCUUUCGAUAACAUUUUGUAUAGACAAGUCCUAGAUAGCCAGCAGUGCGAGAAACAGUUGACAUUUUUAUCUAGCAACGCUUUGGCAACAUUGUUUGUAGAUGCGAGUGGUAAAAUUCCAAAUGGAAUUAUGUCCGGAAAUCUAAUAGAUUACGGAGACUACCAUCAAUGUCUUGGAAUAAAUAACUCAAUCAAUGGAAUGAUGAUUGCAGGAAAGCAUUGUACUUUAAAAAUUCCGUUUCUUCAGAACGAUCUUAGUUUGUUUAACAUAUCGAGCAAUGACUCAUCCAUUACCUCUUUUAUCAGAAGCCUUGUGUCUGGAGUUAAUCUUUUGCAAGAAUAUAAAACCCUACUCAAUACUACGUUUCUUGGAGAGCCCGCAUUAACUGUUGGUAUUUGUAUACCAAAAGUUUGUUCUGUGAGUCAAGUAGCCGAGUACAUCACUAAGGGACUGGGUGUUUCCGUCAACGACUCACAGGUUCGAGUGUCAAGUUUCUGUCGCCUUCCUCAAGACAAGCCAUCCAGCGUCUAUGACUAUAUUUCUAUGUGUUGGCUGAGCAUUAUAUUGCUAUUAACACUGCUUGCCACUUGCUACGAUCUGUUUACUCAAUAUAAAUCUACUUCAGGAAAUACGCUCAUAACCAGUUUUUCGUUGACCAAAAAUGUGCAACGAAUAUUCGCAUUUAAGAAAAGCAACAACUAUAUAGAAUGCAUCGACGGAAUCCGUGCGCUGUCCAUGUUGUGGGUGAUAUUGGGGCAUACUUAUGUCGGUAUAUUUCUGUUGCCACUACAUAAUGUCGUCGGAAUAUUGGAGUGGGUUCAAUGUUCUAUGAGUUGUCUGAUAAACGCAGCCAGCCUGAGUGUGGAUACAUUCCUACUUCUCUCUGGUCUCUUCUGCAUUUACUCCAUUCCUAACAAUGUUACGUCAGAGAGAUACGUAGCCUCACUACAUCUUUUCUAUCUUCACCGUUUGAUAAGAAUAAUGCCACUUCUGGCCAGUGUUGUACUUUUGCAAUCGACUGUGUUCCAUUGGAUAUCCGAUGGACCUCACUGGACUGUCAUGGGUAAUGCAGUGGAAACAUGCAGAGUUAGAUGGUGGUCCACUUUGCUGCAGAUACAAAACUAUGUGAAACCUGUAGAGAUUUGCUUACCCCAGUCGUGGUAUUUAUCGAUGGACACGCAGCUGGUUUUCAUCAGCCCCGUUAUAAGUUACUGGUUGCUCGGGACGAAGCUGAAAGCAAUAUGUGCACUCAUUUUGGCAUUGUCCUUAACUUUGUCAAGUGUCAUUAUUUCGAGUUAUACAAAUAACUAUCCAGCAAAUAUUCUUAACCCUAUGCGGAUGUCUGAAUACAAAAAGUAUUUUGAGGACUACUACAUCAACACGGUGACGCGAGCGACUCCGUUCGUAGUGGGCAUGACGUGUGGGUACAUGAUACGGACUCUGCGCAUGCGCCCUGCCGACCACACAUAUACCGUGUCGAAGCCCAUCUUAUUUUUACUAUGGAUAUUGUCACUCACUUGUCUGUCGCUCAGCACCGUGAUGUUGCAUUUGGCAAUGAGUUCAACACGAAACGACCAAAGUUUAGACAAUUUUAUAAACGCUUUUGUAAGACCCGCAUGGGCAACCGCCGUCGGGUUCAUUAUCUUCGCCUGCUCUCAAGGAUAUGGAGGUCUCAUCAAUAAGUUCCUCUCCCUGCCGUUGUGGAAGGUUCCUUCAAGGAUAUCCUACUCGGUAUUCCUGAUCCAUUUUCCUGUGUUAAUGACUGACAUGAGUUCUGCUACAAAGUCUGUAUAUUUUAGUAACAUUGCGAUGUUGUACAAGAGCGUCGCCUAUAUCACAAUAUCCAUAAUACUGGGAUUUAUACUGACAGUUGUCAUAGACGGACCGUUUUCAAGCUUACAAGGGCUUCUGUUUAAAGGAGAGAUGAAUGGUGAUAGAAAAAAUCGUCAGAACAUCGAGAAGGUCAGUGAAUGGAAGAAAAAGAUUAAAUAACGCUGAAUGUUAAAUGACCAAUAAUUUAUCGUAUGCUAUAAAACAACAAAUAUAUUAUGUAAUUUAAAAUUGUCUUAUGAAAAACAAAUAAACAAUACACCACUAUAAGUAAAAAUAUAACACUGAUAUAGGA